AUGCGUUCCUUCAAUCUCUUUGCGGUCUUGGGCUUUUACGGUGCGACUUCGCUUGCCUAUGACGGAGACGAGCUUUCUGGAAUCCAGGCCCAGGCAAUCGAAGCUCUGCAAGCGGCGGAGGGGAACGGUACCUUUGGCAAGAGAGGCUCAUGCAACCUCUUCAGCGCGCGUGUUCGACGAGAUUGGAACUCGCUUUCUGGAUCCGAGAAAAAGGCUUACACCAGCGCCGUCAAUUGCCUAUUGACGAAGCCUUCCAAGCUUACCGAUUUUGCUCCCGGCGCUCGCAGCCGGUAUGACGACUUUGUUGCUGUUCAUAUCAACCAGACCUUAAGCAUUCACGGAACUGGCAACUUUCUUACAUGGCAUCGUUACUUUAUAUGGGCCUACGAGAAUGCUUUGAGGCAGGAAUGCGGUUACAAAGGGUACCAGCCGUACUGGAACUGGCUCUCCUACCGAGAAGAUCCAUCCAAGGCGCCCAUGUUCGAUGGUAGCGAGACCAGCAUGGGUGGCAAUGGUGCCUUCAAAUAUCAUAACGGAAGCAUAUCGGGUGGUGUUUACAUCCCCUCUGGAGAUGGAGGUGGUUGCGUUACAAGCGGCCCUUUCGCCAACAUGACCGUUUAUCUUGGCCCUGUCGGGCCCGGUAUCGAUGGACUCGCCGCCAACCCUGGCGGUCCCCUUGCCUACAAUCCUCGCUGUCUCUCCAGAGACAUCAGCGCUUGGACAUCCCGGCAUUGGAUGACUCCUGAGAACGUCUUCAACCUUACCAUAGGGGCCGCUGCAGCGAACGUCCUCACGUUCCAAAACGAGCUUCAAGGUCGCUUUGGUGAUGGAUUUCUGGGCACGCAUACUUCUGGACACAUGAUUGUCAAUGGGGAAGCGUCUGACUUGUACUCUUCCACCAAUGACCCGACUUUCUUCCUCCACCAUGCCAUGGUCGACCGAGUCUACUGGCUGUGGCAGGCGCUUCAUUUUGGCGAGGCUUUCAACAUUGCGGGAACGAUUACAAUCCUGAACACACCUCCCAGCCGCGACGCUCGCCUCGAUGAUCUCGUGAUCCAGGAGCCGAAUGCUGCCAACCGGCCUAUUAGUGACUUGCUCAGUACACUCGGAGGUAGCCCUUUCUGCUACAUCUAUCUCUAG
This is a messenger RNA of Colletotrichum orchidophilum, 1140 nucleotides long. RefSeq lists its product as uncharacterized. The record is from RefSeq and is a predicted model, not a curated record. Gene Ontology annotation, molecular function: oxidoreductase activity. The transcript has 5 exons. Bases 1 to 1140 code for a protein of 379 amino acids. Lineage: Eukaryota; Fungi; Ascomycota; Sordariomycetes; Glomerellales; Glomerellaceae.